AUGUCGUGUCCUCUCUAUGCAGCGCAGCUCGUGGCAAUACUACUUCGCAUUCGAGUUCAAGUACUCAGGCUAACCUUUAAUCCAGCUGUUCUCUCCGAAAUCGAGUCUCAAAUAUCUCCUGUCCUCCUCCAGCGCGCGCGAGCGGUCGCUGCCGAACACAAGCAAUUGGCGGCAGCCAAUGCAACCGAGUACGAUGUCAGCAUUGCAAAGAAAAUCGGCGAACUGAGCCCGGUCGCCCAAGCACUGAAGGAGUGGGAAGAUGCUCAAAAUUCACUCGUCGAACUCCAAGGUCUGCUAGACGACCCCUCGUCAGACGCGGAAAUACGCAGUCUGGCGCAGUCAGACAUUGAAUCGACGGUCGCGGAACUGCCUGCGCUGACGUCCCGGCUCAAGAAGUCGCUGGUGCCCGCCCACCCGUUUGCCAACCUGCCGUGCAUGAUCGAGAUACACCCGGGGGCCGGGGGCAGCGAGGCGUCGCUGUUCGCGCACACGCUGCUGGAGAUGUACCAGGGGUUCUGCGCGCGGAUGAAAUGGCCGACGCAGCUGGCGUCGUACACGGCGGACGACUCGGUGUCGGACAAGGCGCUGACGGAGGCGCUGCUGGAAAUCAACCAGCCGGGCAGCUACGAGAUGCUGCGGUCUGAGGCGGGCGUGCACCGCGUGCAGCGCGUUCCCGCGACCGAGAAGAAGGGCCGCACUCACACCUCGGCCGUGUCGGUGCUGGUGCUGCCCGUCCUGCCGGAGACGGGCGGCGAGUCGGACCUGGACUACGAAGACCCAAACUCCGACUACUACAUCGCGCCGCCGGACGUGCGGUCCGAGACCAUGCGCGCCCGCGGCGCCGGCGGCCAGCACGUCAACAAGACCGACUCGGCCAUCCGGCUGACGCACAUCCCCACGGGCAUCGUCGUCAGCAUGCAGGACUCGCGCUCGCAGCACAAGAACCGCGAGAAGGCCUGGCAGCUGCUCCGCGCCAAGAUCGCCCAGUUGAGGCGCGAGCAGCGCGACGCUGAAAUCACCGCUAUGCGUCGCAGCGUCAUGGGCGGCGUCGCCAGGUCUGGCCGCGAAGAUAAAGUCCGCACCUACAAUUACUCGCAGAACCGUGUCACCGACCAUCGCAGCGGGAGCGAGACCUCGAACCUCGACGCCGUCCUGGCCGGCGAGGAGCCGCUUGAGGCCAUCAUGCAGAGUGUCAGGGAGUGGUUGAGCGAGAAUGAAGUCAAGGGUCUGUUGGCCGAGGAGGAGCUCAAGGAUAAAGCGAAACAGAACGAAAAGGAGAAUCAAAAAGAGAAUGGGAAGAAAUGA
Capronia coronata CBS 617.96 is the source of this 1305-nucleotide messenger RNA. Its product is annotated as peptide chain release factor 1. Gene Ontology annotation, biological process: translational termination. The record is from RefSeq and is a predicted model, not a curated record. Gene Ontology annotation, molecular function: translation release factor activity. The transcript is spliced from 2 exons. Bases 1 to 1305 code for a protein of 434 amino acids. NCBI's taxonomy places the organism in Eukaryota, Fungi, Ascomycota, Eurotiomycetes, Chaetothyriales, Herpotrichiellaceae.